Messenger RNA from Suillus clintonianus, 2025 nucleotides. RefSeq lists its product as uncharacterized. Lineage: Eukaryota; Fungi; Basidiomycota; Agaricomycetes; Boletales; Suillaceae. The transcript has 8 exons. Bases 1 to 2025 code for a protein of 674 amino acids. The record is from RefSeq and is a predicted model, not a curated record.
AUGCCUUCUGACUGGACAACUCACUUUAAAUAUAUUCUUGAUCAUUAUCAUCAAGGUAUUGUGACUGCAGAUUCACCACAGGCUCUCAAACGCAUGGUGAAGAAAAUUCGUAAGGCUAUACUUGCAGCCCAAAAGGAACUUGAAGACGAUGAAGAGGAAGAUGUGCCCCAAUUGCCUACUUCUUUGAAAAAGGAAAUCAAACAAUACUGUUCCCAAAUCAUCGCCUACAAGGAAGAGGCCGAGGAACGAGAGGCCGCAAGUCGUCCAAGAGAAGCGUCCUUCUACAAGAAAUCACUUACCGAAUGGGAUGUUGCACAGAGGUUGUUCAAGGAAGAAAUAGAUAAGUUUGACAAGGAUGAGCAGAGAAGGAAAGGUGUCCAACGUUCAAUCAAGUAUCGGACUGGCCAUGCCAGGGAAUGGUUUGACAAUAUGUCUCCUUCACAACAGGAGGAGGUCAAGUUCGCCAUGACCAAAUGGAAUAGGGAGGGGGCACCAGAAGAAAGUCAAGUAGUGAAGAACAACCUCAAGAAAACACUUGAAGACUUUUCAGAGCAAAUCCGACGUACUAUGGGUUGUCGAGUGGUGAUGUUCGUUAGCCACAAGAAAAAAGCUAGUCAGACAUUGUCUGUCAGUCUACAUGAAACCGACCCUCAAAAUGUCAAGAAGAGGUUUUCUGUCAGCUCCAAUGGGAUCAAGGAGUGGACUGCAACUGGAUUUGAAUCCUUUGCAGAAUGGUCAAAGACCGAGUUUUAUCCUUCAGAUGAUCAGGACCUGGAGGGUUCAGACAAUGAGGAUGCUGGCAAUGAAGCUGCUAUACCCGAAAUUAUCCUAGAUGAUGAUGGAUAUGCCAAACUUCCUAGUCGUGAUGGUAUUGGCCUUAGGGGCCAACAUGAAUUGAUUAGGGGUAUAUUUCAUGCUUCGUAUAAAGUCUGCACUGGGGGCUCUAGACCUGUGCCUUGGGGUAUGAUAACUGCUGCCUCGUCCAAUUAUUUGGAACAUGGUUCUGUUCCCACUGCAUUUGUGGUCAAAGACCCUUCUCAUAUGAAAACUGAGGAGGUAAAUCGUCUAUGGAACCAUUGGGAACAAAAUUCGGCUGCAAACAAGAAGCUAGUCGUUUUUGUCAAAGCCAAGGAUGGUGAUGUGCGGGCAAAUGUAAGGAAUGAAGAAAGAAAGAAGAAGUCUAAGGAGAAAAGAAACCCAGCCGGCCGAUCACAACCCCAGAUGAUGUUUCAAUCGAUGAUCGAUAGUGCAUUCCUCGAAUCUCUAAGCAAGAAUGAGGACUACCUGGAGCUUAUAGAUGCCAUUAGGGAUCUGGCAAAGUUUGCCAAGCAGAAGCCAACUUCAGAGGAGAAUCCAGAUUUGCCUAUCUGGGCUAACUGGUCUUGGGGAGAAUCUUAUCUUCCUGAGGACGUGCAUGUGUCUUAUGACACUUUGAAGGCUAGCUUGGAAAAGCUACGAACAUCUCCAAUCUCAGGGGCAGCAUCCGCCAUGCCAGUGAUUCUAGGAAUUGGGCUCCUCUAUAGGGAGUCUAAACGCGUCAUAGAGUAUGAGGAAGAUGAGGCUGACCCCAAUACACCUUUCUACCUACCUGGUUCUGCUUUCGAUCUAGAAGUCUUGGUUUCUCUUGAUCAAGUUGUUCGGCAGGUCUUGGCCACAGUUGUUGAGCACAUAGAGAAGCUGGCAAAAGAGGGACUUGGUGAGGUGCCAGGGGAGGAGGUUGUUUUGACAAAGGGGAAGGAGAAGGCGAAAGCGAAGGAGACACAGGAGGAGGAGCAGCAGCAGCAGGAGCAUGAGGAGCAGGAGCAGGAGCAGGAGGAGCAGGAGGAGCAGGAGCAGGAGGAGGAGCAGGAGGAGCAGGAGCAGGAGGAGCAGGAGCAGGAGCAGGAGCAGGAGCAGGAGCAGCAGAAAGGGAGGAAGAGAAGAAUGCCCCAAGCUUCGACCAGUGAGUCUAAGAAGCCUAGGAUUGAGCCUGAAGUCCGCAGAUCAGGCAGGACAAGGCAACCUUCUAAGAGAGCCCAGAACUGA